AUGUCCCAUAUCGAAAUCAUCGAGGUACACCGGUACUAUCCUAAUGGCAUCAAGCGGAUAAUUGGCCGUGGUGGGGAAAGCUACAUUGGUGUUGUCGAUGAAUCGACAGUGCUGAAGUACCCGUGCAUACCGGGCAUAACCAGCAAUCUUCGAGUAGAGAGUCAACUCCUCGAGAUAUUAGGUAACCAUCCUCGAAUUAUCGGAUCGAAAGGCCUGAACAAUGAUGGCCUACGCCUUGAAUAUGCAGUAAACGGAGAUUUGAAUAGCUAUAUCACAGCAAACCCCGCCACAUCUCUGGACCAAAGGUUGCGAUGGUGUAGACAAGCUGCUGAAGCGGUGGAGUACUUACACAAGAAGCGAGUCAUCCACUGCGAUAUCAACCUGCGCAAUCUCUUACUUGACGAAAAUCUCGAUCUCAAGCUCGCAGACUUCCAGGGAAUGCAUAAACCGUGUGAUGGGACCGUUCUACUUGAUGGCUUGUCUCGAGAGUGUACCAAGUCAUUCCUACCGCGAGUCCAUGUUGAUUACGCCGACGUGGAAACAGACCUGUUUGCUCUCGGAUCCGCGGUCUACUUCAUCAUGAUGGAGCAUGAAGUUUUCCCGGACUUAGACAGCGAUAAGGAUAACGAGGAGAUUGAGCGCCGGUUUCGAAGCGGCCAAUUUCCGGUCGAUAUGCAAGUGUGUAGUGCAAUUACGAGCAAAUGCUGGACGCAAGAGUACGGCUCUGCUCAGGAGGUUGUUGACGACAUCGCGGUUGUUCAGAAUAACAUAGCCGCUACGUUAUCCUGUGAUAACCUGAGAUUAGCAGCAUGA
This is a messenger RNA of Botrytis porri, 813 nucleotides long. RefSeq lists its product as uncharacterized. Bases 1 to 813 code for a protein of 270 amino acids. The record is from RefSeq and is a predicted model, not a curated record. Gene Ontology annotation, molecular function: ATP binding; protein serine/threonine kinase activity. Lineage: Eukaryota; Fungi; Ascomycota; Leotiomycetes; Helotiales; Sclerotiniaceae. The transcript has a single exon. Gene Ontology annotation, biological process: intracellular signal transduction; protein phosphorylation.